AAGAACCGAAUGCACAUAAGGUCGCCAGCCCACACUCCGGACUUGCAUACCCUGAUGAUGUCCUGGACUAUGGCCUCAAGCCAUACAGCCCCCUCGCCAGUCUCUCUGGCGAGCCCCCCGGCCGAUUCGGAGAGCCGGAUAGGGUAGGGCCCCAGAACUUUCUGAGCCCGGCCAAGCCAGAAGGGGCCUCGGGCCUGAGCCCUCGGAUCGAGAUCACUCCAUCCCACGAACUGAUGCAGGCAGGGGGGGCCCUCCGCGUGAGAGACACUGGCCUCCUGGGGGAGCAGGCGCCCCUGGCGGGGGUGGCCGCCAGCCAGAGGUUCACCCUGCCUGUGCCCGGCUUCGAGGGCUACCGCGAGCCGCUUUGCUUGAGCCCCGCUAGCAGCGGCUCCUCUGCCAGCUUCAUUUCCGACACCUUGUCCCCCUACACCUCGCCCUGCGUCUCGCCCAAUAACGGCGGGCCCGACGACCUGUGUCCCCAGUUUCAAAACAUCCCUGCUCAUUAUUCCCCCAGAACCUCGCCAAUAAUGUCACCUCGAACCAGCUUCGCUGAGGACAGCUGCCUGGGCCGCCACUCGCCCGUGCCCCGUCCGGCCUCCCGCUCCUCGUCGCCCGGUGCCAAGCGGAGGCAUUCGUGUGCUGGGGCCUUGGUUGCCCCUCUGCCUGGAGCCUCACCCCAGCACUCCCGAAGCCCCUCGCCGCAGCCCCAGGACGACGGCGCGUCCGCUGGGUACCACCCAACGGCUGGCUCUGCUGUCCUCAUGGAUGCCCUGAACAGCCUUGCCCCGGACUCGCCUUGCGGGAUCCCCUCCAAGAUGUGGAAGACCAGCCCCGACCCGUCCCCGGUGUCCGCCGCCCAGCCCAAGGCCGGCCUGCCCCGCCACAUCUACCCGACCAUGGAGUUCCUGGGGCCCUGUGAACAGGAGGAGAGGAGGAACUCGGCCCCCGAGUCCAUCUUGCUGAUGCCCCCGACUUGGCCCAAGCCGCUGGUGCCUGCUAUUCCCAUCUGCAGUAUCCCAGUGACUGCAUCCCUCCCUCCACUCGAAUGGCCACUCUCCCACCAGUCAGGCUCCUAUGAGCUGCGGAUUGAGGUGCAGCCCAAGCCACAUCACCGAGCCCACUAUGAGACAGAAGGCAGCCGAGGGGCAGUCAAAGCUCCAACCGGUGGCCAUCCUGUGGUUCAGGUAUGGACUUGAAUUCUUUUUAUUUUGUGUUCCUCAUUUGAUACUAGCUGGUUUACUUCUGCUAAGCCACUGCCUGUUGCUUGUCAGAUUGAGGUAUAUGACUCAGCCUCUUACUCCUCUGAGGGAUGGGAAAUUUAAACCAGUAUCUGAAGCUAA
Messenger RNA from Miniopterus natalensis, 1340 nucleotides. NCBI's taxonomy places the organism in Eukaryota, Metazoa, Chordata, Mammalia, Chiroptera, Miniopteridae. The record is from RefSeq and is a predicted model, not a curated record.